GUCGGAUCCUCUGUAGCAGUGUGGAGGUAUGGGGAAGUGACGCCAGCUACACAGGCGCUGCAGGCCUGGCUGUGUUCUGGAUAAUAGCGGGGUGCUGAGGAGAUCUCAUCUGAGUCAUACAAGACCCAGACCCUCUCUUUGCAAAGCAUUACAGGUGUUUCAGGAAUAAAUAAAAAGGGCAUGUCACUCGAAAAUAUAAUUCGAGAUUCACUCACUGGUUUCAUACAAUCCCACAUUCCUAAUGCCGACACCAGUGCAAUGGAUGAAGUGUUCUUCUCAUAUGUGACAGGGGUAUUAGAAGACCUGGGGUCCCAAGACUCCUCAGAAGAAGAUUUUGAGAUGGAAACAUUUGUGGAAAUGUUAGAGGGUUACAUUCCAGGUUUUGCAGAAAUUGGCAGUGAGAAGGUUUAUGAGAUGAUGUUCAAACUAUCAGGAGAGCUAAGUGAGGCUCGUAAUACAGAAAACUAUUCCCCUGAAACAUCUGUUGGGAAGUCACAUGGGGCAACAGAAUCUAAAGAAACAGAACCGAGUGAUCAUAAAGUGCAAGUACCAUCAGAAGGAGCAGAGGCACAGGAAAGAAGUGAUGUAAUGAGGAAUGUGGAUGUACUGCUGGAGAUGUUCCCAGCAUGCACUGUGCAUCAGGCUGAGAAAGUGCUCUCUAUGGCUAAAGGGAGUCUGGAGGACGCAGUACAGAUAAUAGUGGAGAGAGAGGUGACAUUUGAUAGUUCAUCUGUGCCACAGGAGUUGCAAAAAGCUCCAAAAAAAGAAGACUUGAAACACUUCAUAUUACAAAAAUACAUGAUGGUUGACAAUGAAGAAGACAAAAAGACUCACAGGCCAUUGGCACCUAAAGAGGCACCUAAGAAAAUGGUCCGAUACAUUGACAAUCAAGUGGUCACCACGAAGGGUGAGAGGUACAAAGAUAUGAAAAAACCUGAGAGUGAAGAGAUGAAGAAAACGUAUAUAAAUCUCAAGCCUGCAAGAAAAUACAAGUUUCACUGAGAGGUGACUGGACACAGAGGUCUCCCCAACCUCUCUGUCUGAUAUGUGCACUGAAUGGGUAGUAACUCUACGCUCUGUACCAGAGAAAUGAACUUGUUUGUUGCGUUUACAGUAUCUAACUAUUUAUUCACUAAUGAAGCUUUCUGUUUCCAUAAACACACAUUACAUAAAUAUCGGGAAAGUGAAUCCUAUCUUACAUGUAAAUAUCUCAUAGGUUCAUCUCAGGCUAUUUCUAUGUGUACAGUAAUUGAGUCAGUAAAUUGUAUUUUACUUUGUGUUUGCUCUUGGGGAGAGAGUUUGUCAUUGUGACCCUGCCCUCAGCUGUUCCUGAACACACACAGCUAUGAAUCCCAAUAGGAGUAUGACACUGGAACAUCCCAGUAACACAGCAGCUCAAUUGCCCUGGCUGCUUCAGUCUGCCAGCACUGUCACAUGUGUUGGAAACAAAAACCUUUUAUUCAGUGUAUUGACUAGCUACGUAAUGCAAAAUACUGUACAAGAUAAUGUUAUGUACCAUCGGCAUAUAUAGAUAUGACAGUGUGUGGAAUUUUCAGAUGUUUUAAGUUCCCUUCUUAUUUUAUGGCCCAUGUACAUAUUUUUGUGGUCUCCGUUUCUUCGCCAUGAUGCCUCCUUGUCUUUUGUGAGUUUUGAGAUCGCUAUAACAGCCACUGAAAAGGAAUGACAAUGGGAUUUUGCAAGUCUCUGUCCAAGUUUUCAUUAGGUGAGGUCAGACAGAUGAAAAAAUGGAGACCGUGUGCAGCACUGAGAGACAGAGCUCACCCUAAUCAAACCAAUUUGUAAAUUGCAAGUCUUAUGUUUUUUAAAGAUCUUUUAUUUAAAUAGAAUAUAUGAUCUGUAUGCAGAGAGGGUGUAUGUUAUGCUCACCACACUGCAGGCACGGUGGCGCGCUACACACGCCACGCUAUUUAUUCUCCCUCCAGGGGGGUCGUGGACACCCCAGGAGGUAGAAUAGUUGUCGGUAUGCCGGCUGACUGGAUUCUGGCAUCGGUAUGAUGCGCGCUGGGAUCCCGUUUGAAUGCAUCAACUACUUCAGUUUAUUUGGUGUAAGCAACGGCAACGUUUCAAGGUCUGCUCAAGAACUUUCAUCAGGCUGACCAGUAUGGCUUGAUAAACAAUCCUGAGCAGACCUGAAACGUUGCUAUUCCAUCAUCAAAUAAACUUAAGUAUAUUAUGCAUUCAAACAGGUGAUAGUGGGGUGGAUGCCCACAUGUGCUCUGCCUCUUUGUCUUAAGGCUCCAUCUGUAACCAUGCAUCUACCUUCUGCUCAGGGAACCUCAUGUUAGCUCAGACACUUCAUUUCCCCAGCCUGGAAAUGCAAAAAGUGACCCUCGCACAUUUGAGUUUGGAAGCGGGUCGUUGGUGGACCAUACAAGCUAAACAUGGCUUUUUAUUUUGAAAAUCUGUCCUUUUAAAGUGGAGUGGUCACUCAAGUAUAGUGGGAGAAAGUCCAUAGAGCAAAUGGUCUCAUUGAAAAUACAAAUUGUGAAGUAUAACUGCAUCGUAAAAAAAAAAGAUAAUAAUUAAUGGUGUUUGAUGGGGGGGAAUUUACCUUCUCCAAUCUGUUUAGUGGACCCAUCAGGAUCUCUCUCUGUUUCAUAAUGUGCUUUUCAUUCUCUUCCUGCUUGAGACUAGAUGGGCUGGUUUCAUUGCCCCUCCCUUGUGAAAAUUCCAAACAGCAGUAUUUCAUAACCUCUGAGCCCUAAGCUACACUUAACAAGCCAGGUUUUGAGGAUUGCCAUACUUAAGCACAGUUGACUUAAUUAGUUAUUUUGAUUCAUCAGUAUGUGCUGAAGCCUGGAUAUCCUCAAAACCUGGACUAUUUGUGUGCCUUGAGGACCAAGGUUUGGAAACACUUCAUAUAGAAACUUGACCGAUAGUGGAAAUUGUCCCUGGCGAACUUAGAGAGUAGUACGUGAACAGUACAGUAAGUAAACAUUUAUUUUUUGUUUUUCUGACGAGCUUCACCCUCACAAAAAAAAACUUGUGUGUGUAUCCUUUAAAAAUGUGUAUUAAUUAAUAUAAUCAUGUGGUCACCACAAUACAUUAUAUAAGUAUAAUCCCAGGGUUGGGUGUGGCAUUUGCAAUAUACUAUUGGGUUGGAAUACUGUAUGCGUAGUCAGUGGAAGUGAUGUAAGUACCAUUAUUGUGACAUUUUUGCUAAUUGUAAUAGUCACUAAAUGAAAAUAUUUUCUUCCAUAUAGUUCUUAUGCUCUUUUGUCACUUGGCCAUCCUCCCCCAUGGAACUGAUUGAAACUGAUAAAUAUGCAUAAUAGUAUGUGUUUAAGAUUUACAAAAAAAUAAGAUACAAUAGUCUAAUGCUGACCAGGGAACCUGCAAUUUUGGGUGAUUGGCCCAGUGUUGCAGCAUACAGGACAUAAUAUAAUGUACAUUUAUAAUCCAACUGAAAUUGAUUGAAUCAGUAUUGAUCAAGUUGGCAAAUCAGGUUGGAAGAUUACCUCUACCGGCCUCUGUGUUAUCCAGCUACUUUUUCCAAUCUUAUCCAAUUUAGCCACUUUUAUGCCCCAGCAUUGGCCCUCAUGGCUGCUAUAAAUGGGGAUAGGAAACACAGGGUGGUCAUUGUAAACAAAAUGCAAAGGUGCAGUAGCCCAUAGCAACGAGAAACAUGUCUCAAAUAACUUGUACUAGAUCAUUCAAUGCUGUUAGUUCAAAUGUGCAGUAAUCCACAACAGUUAUUUUGGUAACUAACCCUACUGACAAUGCUGAGUUAUUAUGUCACUGUUUAUAUAAUAUCAUAAUUACACAGUUUAAUAUAUGGUUUUGUUAUCUCUAGUCAUGUCAAACAAACAAAAAAUACGUUUUUCAAUGUUUUUUUAUUUUUCAUAUCCUUACCCUUUGCUGUAUUUUUAUAUACUAUUUUCAUUAUGGGUUUAUUAGAAAUCAAUAGAUCCUACACACAUCACAAAACAGAGCAAUAGUCCAUGGCAAUACUCCUAAGCAAUAACACCCUUUAUAUCUCACUGUACUACUCGUAGCCUCCUAGUUUUAUGUACAGCAAUUACAUUGUUCAAUACUUAAUGAAAAUAUUUUGAUGAAGUUUUCUUUAAAUGGAGCAAAAAUAAAAUAUGUUGUAAUUGCUUUUCUUUUCUUUUCUUUUCUUGAGAAAGACAUAACAUUUGUUUAGCUUAAUUUCGGCUGUCCAUAAAGAUGAUUAUUCUGUGAUUAUCAAAAUAUGAAUUGAAUAUUUUGCAACCUAAAGCAUGUUGGCUACAGCACAUUCUAUCUAUUCACUGCGUUAGCCAAUAUGCUGAUUGGACAGUACACUGGCGUUAUUGUAAUGCUGCGGUAAUAAAAAUGACAGGCAAUGUGGCUGUCUCAUGUUA
Molecule: messenger RNA, 4364 nt
Organism: Pseudophryne corroboree (corroboree frog)
Lineage: Eukaryota; Metazoa; Chordata; Amphibia; Anura; Myobatrachidae
Gene: CUEDC2
Product: CUE domain containing 2
Exons: 10
Coding region: 181-1002 (273 amino acids)
Molecular function (GO): ubiquitin binding
Source: RefSeq, a predicted model, not a curated record